Messenger RNA from Prorocentrum cordatum, 836 nucleotides. NCBI's taxonomy places the organism in Eukaryota, Dinophyceae, Prorocentrales, Prorocentraceae. The record is from the annotation of a GenBank genome assembly.
AUGAACGGGGUGGCCCGGCGGCUGGGGCCCACGGCCCUCGUGCUGGAGCUCGACGAGGAGCGCCUGCUGCCGUACCUGUGCUGCCCGCGGGAGCACCUCGUGUCCUCCGCCAGCGUCACGGGCGUGGGGUACCGUGCCAGCAAGAGCCUGCAGGACCGGCACUCGUCCAGAGAGUACGCGAGCUUCGGGGACGUAGUGGAAGGGGUCGACGAGGGCGACGGCUGGGUGAGAGUGGCGUGGGACCCCGAGAGCUUCGGCCUGCUCGACCAGUUCGAGCUGGACCAGAUGUGGGUCCUCGCGAGGCGAGAGGGCGCGGAGGUCCACGAGGCCCUCGAGGCCGUCUGCGAGCGCUGCCCCCCGGACGAGCUGCUCCCUUCCUGGCUGGACCCUGCGCGCGACCUGCACCUGGCGGACGCUUGUAUCGCGGCGGUGGCCCUCGGACACCGCCUCGUGCUGCUGGUGGCUGGCGAGAGCCACGUGGACCCCGUGGCCGCCGAGCUGCUGCGGCGCAGCCGCUCGGCGGGUGGGCCCGUCACUGGCGCCGCUGACAGGAGCCCGCGGCGGCUGGCGGCAGCUGGGCCGCGCACCGCCCGGUUUUCCUUUGCAGGGAGGGGGUGGACGCGGUGUUGGCGCGGCGGGAGCAGCUGCGAGGCAUGGCCACGCCGGAGGAGAUCCGGGGCGCCCUGCGGGACUUCAUGGCUGGCCUGGCGCGCGACCAGGCCUCCUCUGCCGGCCCGGGCUGCCGAGGCCCGCCCCCGCUGCGCCGCUUCGCGCUCGCCGCGGGCCUGCAGGACGAGGCGGCGGGGGCCUGCCGCGAGGCAGCCGCCCUCCUGGCG